Molecule: messenger RNA, 1518 nt
Organism: Fomitopsis serialis
Lineage: Eukaryota; Fungi; Basidiomycota; Agaricomycetes; Polyporales; Fomitopsidaceae
Exons: 2
Coding region: 1-1518 (505 amino acids)
Biological process (GO): regulation of DNA-templated transcription
Molecular function (GO): sequence-specific DNA binding; zinc ion binding
Source: RefSeq, a predicted model, not a curated record
AUGCAUCCCCCCUUCCAGUCGCCACCCAACUACAAGUCCUCCAUGGAUCUCGCCCCGCCCCGCUACAUCUUCGACCCCAACCACGACGAGAACGGCAUCCCUCCCGAGUCGCACACUCUCGAGGCCGCCCACAUGUGGUCCGCGCCCUAUCCCGGCUCCUACAACCCGCCCGGCUCCCGCGGCUCGCUCCUGGACGAGUUGUACGAGCCCGACAUGCCGGAGCACCACCACCACUUCCAACACGAGCAGUACGUCGACCACCGCCUCCGCCAGCAGUCCCACCACGCCCACUGGUCUGGUAUGCCUCAGUCCGCACACAUCGACGCGCCACUCGGGCACGGAAUGCGCCACGCGCACGACGUCGCGAUGCAGCGCCGCAACACCUUCCCGUACGUUCGCCAGGACCGCGCCGAGAUGAUGUAUACCCCGCCACCGCCGUUCAUGGGCAGCGACCACGACUCCGUCACGAGCAGCCCGUACGGUUCGCGUCCGAGUACGGUCUACAGCGAGCCGCUGUCCAUGGACAAUUCGCCACACCUUGCCAUGUGCGAAUCGCUUCCACACGUGAUGGACGAGCCCUUUGCGCACACCGUCCCCUCGCCACACCCGCCCUAUCACGACUUCCACCACUUGGACGGCAUCAAGACGGAGGACCAUACGCCUGUGAUCGUCCCCUCGCAGACCUCCUACCGGCCAGGGUCAACAGGAAUGCACCCGAUGCCCUGCCUCGCACCGCACAACGGCAUGCUCGUUCAACACACGGACGACGCUGCCUCGAAGGAGACGCAGUACCUUAGGCGGCGAUGUUUCAACUGCCACACCACCGAGCCUCCGAGCUGGCGGCGGUCGACGCUCAAUCCGGGCAAGAUCGUCUGCAACAAGUGUGGUUUGUACGAGCGCACGCAUCUGCGGCCGCGCCCUCUGCGAUUCGACGAGCUCCGCGCCGGCAGCAAGACGCGGAAAGCGCCUAAGGUUGUCGGCGGUAGCCCGAAAGCAGGGAAGAUCCCGGCCAUGGUCAAGAAGGAGCCGCGAGAAGGCGAGAUGGAGGGCCCUGUCAUGCAGAUGCCGCGACGGUCUUCCGUGUCUUCGUCGGGUGGCUCGUCCAUCGGCGCGUCGAGCGACUGGGACGAUAACGUCUCCGUCUACUCCUCAGGAUCUGCACCGUCGUCGUCUAUGGGUUCCCCCGCCGCACAGCCCUACCCGAUGCGUGACUCGGAUUCGCAAUCUCCGCCGUUGGUUGGCCGAGACGGUGCCAUUCGGCUGCCUAACGCGCCGCUCAACGACAUCGCUUCGCUUCAGCCCGGCUCGCAGCAACCUACCCCGCGCAAGGCCGCGACAGCGCCCAUGUACUACCCGGGCAACCAACCGCAAGGCGAUUACUAUCGGCGCGGUUCGCUUCCUGCGCCGCACGACAUGCAGCGGAGGCCAGGGGACGUCACGAUCCCCGAAGUCACCGGCUGGCAGCCUGUGCCCGUGGACCUGUCGCCGAAGGACAAGGCGCGGAAGGCUGUGUGCUGA